GCUGCAUAUUCGAGUUCGGAUUUCUUUGAGGCUAAAAGCUUUGUUGAUAUGCUUGCGAAUAAGGCCGAUGCUCAUCGUGGUCGUUUCCUCGCCUCAGAACGCUUUUCUUCAAAACCGGGAGAGCGAAUCUUCUGGGAGUCCCCGCGAACCCUUCCACCCGACGUGAAGGUCAGCUUUGUAGAUAUCUAG
This is a messenger RNA of Dibothriocephalus latus, 189 nucleotides long. The record is from the annotation of a GenBank genome assembly. Lineage: Eukaryota; Metazoa; Platyhelminthes; Cestoda; Diphyllobothriidea; Diphyllobothriidae.